Molecule: messenger RNA, 4378 nt
Organism: Drosophila kikkawai
Lineage: Eukaryota; Metazoa; Arthropoda; Insecta; Diptera; Drosophilidae
Gene: stl
Product: stall
Biological process (GO): proteolysis; extracellular matrix organization
Cellular component (GO): extracellular matrix
Molecular function (GO): metalloendopeptidase activity
Source: RefSeq, a predicted model, not a curated record
GUUGUGUGGCUCCCCAUUUGCGUCGGGCUUUUCUUCGUUCUGGUGAAUCCUUUGAAAAGUCAUCGAUCACAUUAACCUCCGGCCAGAAUUUAGUGCUUUAAACAGUCCAAAACGCUCACUUAUUUUCGGUGUGAUUUAUGGAUUUGAAUGGCGUAGUUAAAUAUAUAUAACAUUAAUUUCGGAUAUGAACCAGAAGAGCGUUAUGCUCCACAGCCGAUGAUCUAUAUGGAAGCCGGGGCCGUGUGUGUGCGUGUGUGUUGUAUGCUGCUUAAUUGUUCGCUGGCGUUUAAAUAAAAAUAAGUGCGUUUAAAUGUGCAAAACAAAAGACUGGCAUUAUUAUACUAUACAUAUUAUAUAUUGGCGAUCAGCUAGAGCAGCGCAGUAAAUAAAGUGCCUUUUCAAGCACCAUUUCAGCCUUAUCUCGAGUGCUACGGAUCAAUAAGGAAGAACUUAGGCAACAAACUGCGGUAAAAAUAUAGUAAACUAGGGCAGAGGGAGAGUGGAGAGGAGAGAAUAAAAGCCAAAGUGGCCCAAACAACAAAUGACUCGUAAUGCAAUGCCUGGGCAAUUAAUUAGUGCAUAAACAGUUAAAUUAACUGUCGGUGCAACACGCGCAUUCACUUUUCUCACUCUCUAUAUACAACUACUAUAUAUCUCGAGAAAUCGGGUUUGGGAGUCUACUAGCGUUAGCAAAAUGUAACUGCACACACAAGAAGCCACAAAUUAUGACGCAAAAUACCGAAUUCGGUAUAGCGCACCCCGAGGAAUAAAAAUAUUUGCAAUUUAUGCAACAAUCGUCGCAUUGCCUGGCUGUUGCAGCAACAAAAAAAAUAGCGAUUAGCUUCGAGCAUUACAACAAUACAGCCAGAAAAAUCAUAGCAAAUCGCAGCUCACUUCUGUUGUCACCGUCAAACGCAUCGUUAUGAGUGUCGCCGCCUCAGCAAUUGGGCAUUGUCGUUUGGCUUUAAUCGUUUUGACCACCUUGUGGCUGCUAAUCGAUGCGGACGCCUACGCUUCUGCCACUCGGCCAAAAUCCGUCAACAUCGAGCUGCGACGCAAGAGGAGCUUACAUUACAAUGGCAUUGAGCUGGACGAGAAUGCUCUACUGGGCGAGCUGAGGGAACACGAGAGGGCCCUGAUCUUUGGCUCACGAUCUAGGGGAGAGGCACUCGAAUUUAAGCUCGUGCACUUGGCACAGCAGGAGGAGCAUACACCGGAGGAGAAUGACCAGGAGGGUAACCCCCCAAGAGGACGUCAGCGCCGCAGCUUGCCAGCAGAACAACAAGACGAUGAUGAUGAUGAUGACUCCGAGGCAGUGGAGGCCAGGUUGCAGCUGCACCAGUCGCCGCAGCUGAUUGACGACGCCUUCAUCUUCAUCCGGCGCACCGAAAAUGGGACACAGUUUGUGGAUCAUUCGCCGCAGCUGCUCAAGCGCCUGGAGCAAUGCUUCUACCGGAGUCCAGCAGCUGCUCUGGAUCUCUGCGAGCCGGGAAGUGUGCGUGGCGUGUUCCAGCAGAAUGCCAGCGACUUUUUGAUCCAACCGCUUCCCUCGCGCUUCGGCAGCGGCGCCCAUGUGCUUUACGAGGCGCGGGUGGACAGGAGCGGCUCUGGUGGGGUGUCGUCAAGGCGGAUUAAUGACGGGACGCCGCCACCGUUAGACAGUCAGUUGCAGUUCGAGCCCGAUGCGGAGGAGUUCAACGAACCGAGGAGGCGUCUGCGAGCACAGACGCCGCUGAGAUUGCGCUUUCAGCCACGACACCAUCAUCCGCAUCAUAAUCAUCAUCACCACUCGGAGUCAAGGCAUCGGAGGAGGACGCGUCGGUACAUAGGGAAUCCACCGCGCUCCCGCUGGUCGGAUAUUCCGGAUGAGCUCUUCAUCGAAACGGCCAUCUUCGUGGACAGCGAUCUCUAUGCGCACAUGCAGCACAAUUUUCCCACCGACACGGAAGGCAAAGUGAUUAGCUUUGUCCUGGCCAUGAUCAAUGGAGUGCAGCUACUCUACCACCAUCCCACGCUGGGUCGUCGCAUCAACUUUGUGCUAAAACGCCUGGAAAUAUGGAAACCAAGGGAUCCACCGGGAUUAUCUCGCUCCAGGGAUGUGGACAAAUAUUUGAAUACCUUUUGCAAGUGGCAGGAGAAAAUGAAUCCCUACUCCGAUGCCGAUCCCUUGCAUUAUGAUCAUGCUCUGGUCCUCACCGGAAUGGAUCUGGUGACCUUUGAAAACGGCAAAGCCAAUAGCCAAGUGGUGGGCAUGGCCACAGUCAAUGGCAUGUGCACCUCGAUUUACUCCUGCACGAUCAACGAAGCCAAGCACUUUGAGAGCGUCUUUGUGGUGGCCCACGAAAUUGGACACAACUUGGGCAUGAGACACGAUGCCAAGGAGAUCAGCUGCGAUCCCACCAUGCAUAUUAUGUCGCCCAAAUUGGGCAGUGGCAAGGUCACCUGGUCCAAAUGCUCAAGGACUUAUUUGGAGGACUUUCUUCAGGAUCCCCAGGCUGAGUGCCUCUUUGAUCGCGGUCAGUUUGUGGCCAACUUGGAUCAUUCUGCUGGUGGAAUCCUACCAGGUGAACGCUUCAAUGCCAAUCAGCAGUGUAUGCUACGUUUUGGCAAGGACUUUAAGCAGGCCAGCAGUCAAAGCAGGAUGGAGAUAUGUAGAGAUCUGCACUGCCGGCAGGAUGGAUUGCCUUGGACCUCGCAUCCGGCACUGGAGGGCACCGAGUGUGGGGAUAAUAUGUGGUGUCGUGGCGGUACCUGCGAGGCUCGCUCCCGCAAAUCCUGGACUCACGAGAACGUGGCCGAGCCCACGCACGAGAAGAUCAUCCGGCAUGAUCCUAACAGGAUACCAUCGCUGCUGCAUGAAUAUAAUCCGCUGGGAAACGAGCUGCCUGGAUUACCUUCAAACUGGGGCGAAUGGAGCGAGCCGAGUGCCUGUGAGUCGAGUUGCUUGUACGGCCAGUCUCAUCGCCUUCUGGAGGGCAGCACUGGACUAAGGACCUUUAACCGCAGUUGCUUGAAUUUCCCAUCUCGCUGCAUGGGAAGGGAUCUAAAGUUUGUGACCUGUCCCUCGGCCCAGUGCCACAAGGUGCCGCUCCAGACAAUCGGGGACUUUGCCACUAGGGUGUGCCUGCAGGCGAGGAAAUCCGAUCCGGAGCUCACCGGCGAGGGUCAGCAGCUGAGCACUACGCUGGAGGAGUCAUGCAAAAUCUUCUGCCGCACCAGGAGCAAUGGCACCAAGUCGCGCCGCUGGAUCUUUCCCGAUGGCACAUCCUGUCGGUCGAAGCAACACAAACCGGAGGAUAUUACCUAUUGCAUUGCUGGGCGUUGUGAGCGCUUUUCCUGCGACAACUCCACCUCGAAUUUCUUCAAAAUGGACAGUGACUUUUGCGAGAGGAAGUCUGGGCGUCCGGUAAGGGAUUCCUCGGAUCAGGAGAGCAGGCAGGAGACCACCAACAAGCGGUAUGCAGAGCGGCAGCAGGGAAUCACGCCAAGAAGUCCACAUGAGAAUGAGGUAUCAAAGGGCAUUCCUCGUGGCAACCACAUCAGUGCACCACCUGCGCCUUAUAAGCGAAGGCCCUACCCAAAGCCUUAUCCUCCGGAGAUCUCCCGACCUCCGCCGCCUGCCUCCGCCUCGCUGAUCGCCAUCGAUCGCAGCUCCUCACAGGAGUCCGAGUGGAUGGGGCAUCCUGGCUGCCACUCCAACUGCAUGACCGACUCAAAGGGCGUCCAGGGAGUCACCUCGCGGCUGACGGGCGUGGAGAGCAUUCGUCUGUGCUCAUACCGUGUCCAACCCUGUGAGCGUCUGCAGACGGCGGCAGAGUUUGCUGAGCAGACCUGCGCUCGCUACCGCUCCAAGGUGCGGGGCUUAUCGGGACGCGGGGCCCAGAUCUGGCCCAGCAUCGAUGAACCGGAUCGUAGCUGCCGGGUGGGCUGUCAGGACGAGUACAUCAAGUAUCGCUACUACCUGGUCAAUGGCCGGAAUGGACAGUUUCCGCUGGGCACGCGCUGUUCUCAGGUGGGCAAGCGAUAUUGCGUAUACGGCAGGUGUCUGGAGUUUGGCGAUGAUGAUCUGCCCCUGGAGAAGACCCACAUUAGCUUGGGUCGCUUAAGGUCUCGAAGGAGAAGGAGCAUGGCCUUUAAUGAUAUAUUAAACAUAACGCAGAACCUUGAAGAAACACAUUUAGAUAUUUUUGAUGAAAACAACGAAUUCACCCCACCCAUACACGUCUCCGCAGACGAACUGAGUAGCAACAGCCAAUAGCCCAUUAGCUUCCUGGCCACAAUUCCCUUAGUCGAUUAAGUUCUAAGUUAUAGAUUAAGUUCAAGGCUGCCCCGAAAAAAAACUGCCGGAGAAAUAUACAUAAACGAUAUAAUUAUUGAA